This is a messenger RNA of Eurytemora carolleeae, 2012 nucleotides long. RefSeq names its product zinc transporter ZIP1. NCBI's taxonomy places the organism in Eukaryota, Metazoa, Arthropoda, Copepoda, Calanoida, Temoridae. Gene Ontology annotation, cellular component: plasma membrane. Gene Ontology annotation, biological process: zinc ion transmembrane transport. The record is from RefSeq and is a predicted model, not a curated record. Gene Ontology annotation, molecular function: zinc ion transmembrane transporter activity.
UCACCUCUUCGUCAACUUUUCUAUUCUCUUCUUCUAUGUUUUGGAGGAGGAGUUAUUCUUACCUCUUGCCUCACUCAUAUGCUCCCCGAUGUUAGAGAGAUUUAUCUUAUCGCCUCUUCUACCGGAGCUUUUCCUAAUUCAGGGAUGGAUGUUCCAGAGAUAUUAGUCCUUGCAGGGUUUUUGAUGAUUUAUAUGAUUGAGGAAGUAGCCCAUGGUAUUCUUGAACAUUUUGGAAUAAUCUCAAGUCAUCAUGAUGAUCAUGAACUUGAACAUGAGAAGCAUGAUAAAGAGAAGGAAGGAGCAGGAGGAGGACAUGGACAUUCUCAUGAAUUUAAUGCUUCAUCUGAUACCAUUCAGGAUGCAGCCCGAGGUUUCCUUGUAAUCCUAGCUUUGUGUAUCCAUGAUCUUUUUGAGGGCAUUGCUCUUGGUGUUUCCAGGAAAGAAUCUGCUGUAUGGUUUCUUCUCUUGGCCUUUGCUUCACACAAAUGGGUGAUUGCAGGCUGCCUAGGAAUGAAGUGGUCUAGCUCUGCAUUGAAACCUCUAGUCUCUGUUCUUUAUAUGACAACAUUCUGUGUGGUUUCUCCAAUUGGAAUAAUUGUUGGAAUGCUUCUAACCUCCCCUGGCCAGGAAAGCAAUAUGAUGAACGGUACCCUGAUAAUCCUGCAAGGUAUUGCAACAGGAAGUUUAAUGUAUGUCGUCUUCUUUGAGAUUUUGGAGAAGGAACGACAAAAACCAGUUUCAGGGAUUUUGCAGGCCUUGGCGUUUUCUGGUGGAUAUAUAUUUAUGGUUCUUCUUGGACUAGCAGAAGUACAAUCGUCGGCCGAGGAGGUUGGAUUAAACGCUACAGAGUCCGCCAUGGUGAACCUUACAAGUGCAUUUCUUUAAAUAGAAAAUUUACCCCAAACAAAUAUUUUAUCAUUUCCGGUCUCUUAAUCAGCAAAUAUGAAACUUAUCAUUCAAAAGUUCAGCAAGCUCUGACUUUCGAGCAGAAUUUGACCAUUUAUUGGACUAAGAAUUAACACAGUCAAUGUAAGUCAAUGUAUGGUGGUAGGCAAUUUUAUCAUUAUGGUAAAGACGACUUUUUAUUCUUGUUUUAAUUGUUAAAACGCUUUUUUAAUCGCAGUUUUACAAGUCAUAUAAGAGAAGUUGUUUAAUUGACACAUUCUCUUGGUUUCCAUUUUUUAUGUAUCCAUGCUCUUUAAAAGUUUAUAUAAAUUUAAAAUUUCAACCUAAAAUCGUCUUCAUUAUAUUGAUAAAAACGUCUACCACUGAACAAUUUCAGGUUAUGUAGUCGAAUGUAAUUCACGAAUUUGUAUCAAUUUUCUCAUUUGUCAGUCUCAUUCAUUCUGAAAUUUUAAACUCUUCCUUUAUAAUCUAUAAAAACUCAUAUAACAGUCUUUCAUAGCUAUCAUCACAUUUCUGAAGAAAGAUAAAUGUAAAUAUUUAAACGUGAUAUGAAAUGAUAUUAAAAAUUAUGUUUAACUUGUACUCAACAGUAGUUUUUGAUAAUAUGUAAAAAUCAGACAUGGUAAAUUAUUCUUAAAUGUUUUUAUUUAUCAAUAACUUUGAUAUUGAUAUUUUCAAAAUUCAAUAAAAGAAUUAUAGAUUGCUUUGUACAUUUUAGCAUAGAUUUAAAAAAAUACAAAUAGAACACUAGAUGUCGUCUUUUCAAGGUUUAGAGGUUUUUCGUUCACAAUAACCCUGAGGCAGAAGCCCUAGGGAGUUACGCGCGUACUCUCUCUCUCUUAUCAUUAAGUGCAGCAUGCGCUUAACUCCUUUGGGCUUCAGCCUCAGGGUUAUUGUGAACGAAAAACCCCAUAAUCUUGAGAAGACUACAUCUAGUGUUCUAUCUGUAUUGUUAUUAAUCUAUGGUAUUGGGGAAUUGUUUUUUUUCUCUUCAAACCCGGUGAAAAAAUGUGAUAUUAUCUGUCCUGUGAAAUUAUCUAUAAAAUAAAUUUAUGUAAUAUGUAAUAUAAUUAUGAUUGGUGUAAACUUUUUUGAUAAAUAAAAAG